Pecten maximus is the source of this 1513-nucleotide messenger RNA. RefSeq lists its product as uncharacterized. Lineage: Eukaryota; Metazoa; Mollusca; Bivalvia; Pectinida; Pectinidae. Gene Ontology annotation, molecular function: catalytic activity. The record is from RefSeq and is a predicted model, not a curated record. The coding region runs from base 206 to 1363 and encodes 385 amino acids. The transcript is spliced from 6 exons.
UGUGUGUUGUUAUGCGUAUAUAGGAAUAUCGUGUAUAAGUGUUAGCUUGUGUUUAUUUCCAUGUUAGAUACAACCUAUUUCAAGUACGAAAAACUUCAGACAGUCCAUAUCGAGGUGUCUCGAUUUUACCUCUUAGGAGCAAGUAAUAUACACGUCAAUUUCUUUGCUGAAAUAUCGCCGUAGAUAUCAUCCACGAACUCAAAGGAUGGUCACCAAGGUGAUCCUGUUUCUUCUUUGCUUCGUGGGUCGGCUACACUGCGUCAAAAUCGUAACCUUCAACACUGGUCUUGCUGACAGCGUGGAUUUCUAUGCCAGACGGAGAGCUGCGAUUAUACCGGCUAUCCGAAAAAUUGAUUUUGACGUCAUGUGUCUCCAAGAGGUUUUCUAUGGAAAUGAUUUGAUCGAAAUCGAAGCUAGCCUUGGAUCACAUACUACUUCGUUGCAUAUGCCUUUAACACAGGAAAGAGGUAACAACGGCAACAAUGAGGCGCCUUGUGACGCUGCUGCCAGAAAGGGCUCGCUGACAUGCAUGUUCACACAAUGUGCAAAUUUGUCUCAAGAAAGAUUUAUCAAUUGUGCCUUUUCAACCUGCAGAUUGGAUUUAGAAAGUCAGUCCUGUAUAACAUGUUUGACAUUAGAUGCAAGGCGUAUGAAAACAAGGUGUAUAUUGGACCCAGGUCCGAUGAAUAUCCCUGGUAUAAUACUACUCAGCAACCGUAAGGUUUUCAGCGUCAAAUAUGAGUUCUUUGAGGAUCCAGAUCUCAAACUUUUAUUACCUAGGGGAUAUAUUUCUGCGGAGAUUGCUGGUGUUGGGACAGUCAUAUGUACUCACCAAACUGCCUUCCUGGGUCCUGUCUACCUUGAGUACACUUUACGAGAACUGAAUAUUUACUCAAGUUGGGCGGAGCAAAAUUUGGCAGAAUCGAAAAAAUUGACAGCAUUGCCAAAGAGUUUCGGACGAUCGGCGGUUAUUGUUGGCGAUAUCAACUCAAGUCCAAGGAUAUCUACAGAUAUCACACCAUUGCUCCAGGAUUCCUAUCAGCAUUAUAUUGACGAAGGAUUUACCUCACCUUACGUAGACAUAGAUGGUCGGUGUACAUUUUGUGCCGAUAAUCCAUUAGCGAAUUUGACCACAGGGAUAAAUUUCCUGUUAGACCACGUGCUCAUUAAGACAGGAAGUCACGUGAUCAACACUUGCACGCGCUCUUGGCGGACCAAUCUUGCAGCAGAGAGAUUCCUGGAGGAAAUUAUUCCGGGAACUCGACACCCAAAGUCGGACCACUUCGCUGUCCGUGUGGAUAUUGUACCUCUCAGACAGAGGAGAGGAAAACGAUAUAUCAAGGAAUCUACUAAGCUCCGCUAAUGAUCCGGACCUUGACAUUGUCGGUCGCAAUGUCCAUUCAAUUUUUAAUGAACAUUUCUCCCCAGUCGAACAUCUUCCUGAAGGGAAUAUUCGUAGAGUCAUAAUUUGUAUUGCUUUACUUUAAAACUGUUAAAAAGCACAUUGUCUGUA